AUGGAAGAUAGAUCUGGAAUACAUGCUCAAUUAGAGCAGCUACAUAGCAAGUAUAAGGGUACGGGAUAUCCGGAUAUAAGCAGAUGUGAAUGGGCGGAUAAUAUACUAAAAGACACGGCAGCCUCAAAUAUUUCACACUAUUCUAGGCUAGCUUACUUUGCAGUAGUAGAAAAUACAACUACUUCUAGGAUACGUUACAGAUUCCUCGAGUCAAUGACUACAACUUGUGUUCCAUUUAGUGAAGAUUUAAUAGAUAAAGAUAAUUAG
Molecule: messenger RNA, 267 nt
Organism: Cryptosporidium muris RN66
Lineage: Eukaryota; Apicomplexa; Conoidasida; Eucoccidiorida; Cryptosporidiidae
Product: splicing factor 3B subunit 10, putative
Exons: 2
Coding region: 1-267 (88 amino acids)
Biological process (GO): mRNA splicing, via spliceosome
Cellular component (GO): precatalytic spliceosome; U2 snRNP
Source: RefSeq, a predicted model, not a curated record